AUGUCCGACGCGCAGCAUGUGCAGGGAUAUCGCAUCAGGGGCCGCUAUCCGUACCAGUCUGUGCUUACUUGGCUUGUGCAUAAACCAGAGCAGCAAUCCGCCAUGGCUGAUCUGUCGAUGAUGGAAAAGAGCUGGGAGGAGCUCCCCAACCCCAAGAGAGUAUGGAUUGGCGAGCCAGGCUCGCGCGAGGAGGGUCUGGGACGACUGGUUCUCCUCACCAAGGAAAGAGUGCUGGCCGCGGCCAAGGAUGAGAUUCAGCAGGGCAUCCGUGUCAACCUGGGUUGGGACCUGAACAAGCUGGAGUUCGCCUGCUUCAACCGUCAGCCGUGCAAGCUGGAGAUGGUCCCGCUGCUAGAUGGCGUUGCUUUUGACGACAUUUACACACUCAACCCUCAGCAAUCGUCGCAAUGGGACGGGUUGAGACACUUCUCCCAGCCACUCGAGGAGGGCCCUUCCGAGAGAGUCUUUUACGGCGGCUGCACCAAGGAAGAAAUCCUCGAUCCCGCGUGUGACAGGAUUGGCAUCCAGCACUGGGCACAGGAGGGAAUCACUGGCCGUGGCGUCCUCAUCGACUACGUCUCCUACGCUGAGAGGAAGAGCAUCGAAUACUCGACCUUUUCUCUGCACACAAUCAAGCUGUCUGAAAUUCUGGACAUUGCCCGCGAAUGCAACAUCGAGUUCCGACGCGGCGACAUGCUCUUUGUCCGGAUCGGCGUCACCAAGGAGUGGGAGCAGCGCAUGACCCGGGAGGCGAAACAAACCUACGCCGCGAGCACCAGCCCCCAGCACGCCGGUGUUGAGGGCACCCUGGACAUGCUCCAGUGGCUCUGGGACACGGGCUUCGCGGCCGUCGCCGGCGACGCCAUCAGCUUCGAGGUCUACCCGCCCCAGGCCGGCGGGGUCUUUCUGCACGAGUACAUGCUGGCAGGCUGGGGAAUGCCCAUUGGCGAGUUGUUUGACCUCGAGAGGCUGGCGCAGAUCUGUCAGGAGCUCGGCCGCUGGUCCUUUUUUGUUUCAUCUUCGCCGUUUAAUAUGCUGGGUGGUAUCUCGUCUCCACCAAACGCUCAGGCUGUAUUCUAG
Molecule: messenger RNA, 1080 nt
Organism: Emericellopsis cladophorae
Lineage: Eukaryota; Fungi; Ascomycota; Sordariomycetes; Hypocreales; Bionectriaceae
Exons: 6
Coding region: 1-1080 (359 amino acids)
Molecular function (GO): arylformamidase activity
Source: RefSeq, a predicted model, not a curated record